Messenger RNA from Nerophis ophidion (straightnose pipefish), 5673 nucleotides. RefSeq names its product epsin 2 (gene epn2). Gene Ontology annotation, cellular component: clathrin vesicle coat; endosome; plasma membrane. Gene Ontology annotation, molecular function: clathrin binding; phospholipid binding. NCBI's taxonomy places the organism in Eukaryota, Metazoa, Chordata, Actinopteri, Syngnathiformes, Syngnathidae. Gene Ontology annotation, biological process: endocytosis. The transcript is spliced from 10 exons. The coding region runs from base 1276 to 2967 and encodes 563 amino acids. The record is from RefSeq and is a predicted model, not a curated record.
UUACGUACCUUAAUUCUUUCCAAAGGGUGUCUGUAACACUGCAGUAAAACGGGAGAUCAAACAAAACAGAGGUCAUUGUCAUGGACCCACUAGCUGCACAAGUAAGUGCUCCAAUCAGCUAAACAGACUCAAUAACUCCACGGUGACGUUUUGGUGAAUUUAUGAAACUGAAAAAGAAUACCAUGUAAGUUAAUAAUACUAACACAGACACUCGUAAACAUGUUAGCAUAUUAGCUAAUGCUAAUGACACUAAAUUACAUUACGAUAGCAUGUACAAAUCUGCAUGAAAACACUCCUGCAGAUAUCACACAUGGGACGCUUUAGUAAGUAAGAAUUGUUUCAGUUAUAUCGCGAUAUAUGGUAUUAACGGUAUUUUAAACAAAACGUGCAAAGUGUUUAGUUUAAAGGCCUACUGAAACUCACUUCUACCGACCAUGCAGUCUGAUAGUUUAUACAUCAGUGAUGAAAUAUUAACGUUGCAACACAUGCCAAUACAGCCGGUUUAGUUUAGUAAAUUACAAUUUAAAAUUUCUAGCCGAGUUUCUUGUUGAAAACGUUGCGGAAUGAUGACGCGUGCGUGUGACGUCUUGAGUUGGAGGGGACAUAUUAGCGCAGCACCACUUGCGACUAAAAGUCGUCUCUUUUCAUCGCGCAAUUACACAGUAUUCUGGACAUCUGUGUUGCUGAAUCUUUUGCAAUUUGUUCAAUUAAAAAUGGAAAAGUCAAAGUAGAAAGAUGGAGGUGGGAAGCUUUAGCCUUUAGCCACACAAACACACGGUGUUUCCUUGUUUAAAAUUCCCGGAGGUGAAGCUUUACUAUGGAUCAGAGCGGUCAAGCGAACAUGGAUCCCGACCACUUGUCAACCGGCAGGUUCGGUGAGAAAAUUGUGGUAAAAAGUUGCCUCUUACCGGACAUCAGCGGAGCUUGCGCUGUCCAUGCAGCUGUCGUGACUAAUUCCCUCAGAGACUGGCGUCAAGACACCCGUGGACACACCCCUCCGACUAUCAGGUAAUGGCAUGGUCCAAAGUACUGCCGGCACUUGGCGUGUGGAGAUGGUUUUAACAGACGUUCUGGAGGACUCAGGAACACUGCACUGGCCUGGAGAAGCCUCAUAAACCCCUUAUCCGGCACACACUUUUCUAGACAAGGAUUUUUGGUCCCACGCGCUGUGAGAAAGGACACAGACUCCUCAUCUGUAGCUGGAAUACACAAAGUUGUUCCCCUCUGUGAGCUUCCCUUGUUUGUCAUCCCGUGUGUCCCACCUCAACUGCCACAAUGCCAAGCUCCACCAUCCGUCGGCAGAUGAAGAACAUGGUGAACAACUACUCUGACGCAGAGAAGAAGGUCCGAGAGGCCACUUCCAACGACCCCUGGGGGCCCUCCUCCUCACUGAUGUCCGAAAUUGCAGACUUGACCUACAACGUGGUGGCCUUCAGCGAGAUCAUGAGUAUGAUCUGGAGACGGCUCAAUGACCACGGCAAGAACUGGCGCCAUGUCUACAAAGCGCUCACCCUGCUCGACUACCUGAUCAAGACGGGUUCAGAGCGCGUGGCGUUGCAAUGCAAGGAGAACAUCUUUGCCAUCCAGACGCUGAAGGACUUCCAGUACAUUGACCGCGACGGAAAGGACCAGGGCAUCAAUGUGAGGGAGAAGAGCAAGCAGCUGGUGGUCCUUCUCAAAGACGAAGACCGUCUCAAAGGAGAGAGGUCUCAGGCUUUGAAGACUAAAGAGCGCAUGGCCCAAGUGUCCACGGGGAGUACUCAGAUGGGCUUUGGUCGUGGCUCAUCCCAGCCCAACCUCUCCACUUCCUACAGUGAAGAGUACGGGAGGUCAGAGGGCUCGCCUGCCUCCUACCAUGGCUCCACAUCUCCCAAUGCGGGCUCAGAACUGGAGCAGGCCAGGCCUCAGACCAGUGGUGAAGAAGAGCUACAGUUACAACUCGCUUUGGCCAUGAGCAGAGAGGCUGCAGAACAGGAGGAGCGCGUACGCAGGGGCGAUGAUUUGAGGCUACAGAUGGCCUUGGAGGAGAGUAAGAAAGGAGGUCCAGGGUCCGGCAAACUCACCAGAAAGAAAAACGACCCACAGUCCGCUCUGAUGGAUUUGAUGGCUGUCCCAGAGCCAGGUGCUACUGCUGAUCCCUGGGGUGGAGGAGCUGUAGCCAAAGGGGACCCCUGGAAGUCUUAUGGUUCCACUCCUAAAAUGGCAGCUGACCCAUGGGGGGCUCCUACCUCUGUGCCACCCAUGAAAAGCAGUGAUCCCUGGGCUUCCAAUUCCACCCCUGCGUCUGAUCCCUGGGGAUCAGCCGCUACUCGCCCCAAGGUUUCCAACACAGGUAGCUUUGACGUGUUCACUGAAUCCAAUGGUACGUCCAAAGAGGACUUCUCAGAGUUUGACAGCCUGCGCUCCUCCUCCUCUGUCCCUGCUGGUGACGGUGGCAUAGUGUCAUCUAUUCCCUCCCAAGCCAGCCUUGCCAGCAGCAGCAGCCUGGACAUCUUUGACCCGCUUCCCACCUCCUUUUCUUCCACCACUAACUCAACCAGGAAGACUCCAGAGUCCUUCCUGGGGCCCAAUGCUGCCCUGGUGAAUUUGGACUCUCUGGUGACCAAACCAACUCAACCUGCGCCAGCGUUCAACCCAUUUUUGGCUUCAGCAGGUGGUGCCGCCUCGGCCUCCAGUGCCCACGCCAACCCCUUCCAGGUGGGCCAGCCCGCCCCUCCCACCCUCAACCAGAUGCGCGUCAGCCCCAUGCCCUCGGGUUUCGCCGCAGCCAUGUCUGACCCUAUGUCCAGCCAGCCCGUCACCAUGGUGCCCCUGGCGGGCAUGGCCCCCGCCGGCCACCACCCGAUGGCCAGCAUGAGUUCGGGCGCCGGAAUCCCCGCCUCCAUGUCCAUGCCCCAACCCAUGAUCGGCAUGCCGCCUCAGGCCGGCGCGCAGCCCACUGGAGCCACCAACCCCUUUAUUUUGUGAAGGUGGGCCCACCGCCAUCUUUUCCCCCUCCUUUAGGACGUCUGGUCCUGUUUAACCCUCUCUCUCUCCCUCUCUGUCCUCCAUCACACAUCAGACCUUAGACUUGUUGUUUUGGGACACUCUCCUUCCUUCUGUGCAAGCCUGACUGUACUAACGCCAGGAUCUUAACUCCUCACCACAGCUAAUCUUUUAUAAGCCCUGUCAGCUGGUGUGUGUAAGUGUGUGUGUGUGUGUGUGUGUGUGUGCACAUAUUAGUGCUUUUACACUGUGGAUCUUCCAGUGGGCUUCUCUUACUGGAGUUAGAAUGACAAAGACCAUUUGUUGUGUUUAUACUCCGUGUAUGUAUGUGUAUGUGUGUGUUACUAAGCAGGGAUUUUGCACAUUUUGUUGUUUUUUUCCAUACAAUUUAUUUUGGCGACUGUUGGGCUCACCGUUACUCCUUAGCUUCAGGGAUGGGGUCUAGAACAAUUCCUACUGUGGACUUAGCCUGUCCACACUUACUGGGUCUCCCAUGACAGUACCCCCCUCCCACAACUCUCUACGUUGGUACCCGGGCGUCACAGGAUUCCCUUUGAACGCUUCUCAAACAUCCAUGGUGACGCGUGUGUGUGUGUGUGUGUAGACAGGAGAAGACAGUAGUAUCGGCCCACACACACACGCUGAGGCAUUGUGGGACUUGUUUUGUGUCUAGGAUCAAAGGGAAGUGUGUGUGCGACGAGAAAGAGACCGUAUCAGCCUUGUGAGGAGUUAGGCUCCGCAAUGAUGAUGUCAGCAUUUUCUGACGUAGGUCACAAGCUGUGACAGACCUGGUGGACACGUACACACACACACACACACACACACACACACACACUAGCGCGGCAGAACAAAGAAACAAAAUGCUGUCAUGAAUGAAGUGUUCUUCACUCGGUGCCGCCCCCUAGUGGAGUGUUUUCUACGCCGCAGCCUCUUCUAGCCCUUCCCUUAGAAGCACAACUGUUACCAAAGUCCUAGCGGUUUAUUGUUUUUGUUUUUUUGAGGCACACUCCCGUUCUUACUGUUUUUUUUCCCCCCCGACGUAGUUGAAAGCUAGUGAUGGGUGAAAGGAUACUGAUCAUCGGUAUAUUAACACGUGACCGAUACAGCUGCUGUGUCGCUGGACUGCGAAGCGGCAAACGGGAACUUAUUUGGGCCCACAGGUGCCAGCUAGCGCGUUAUCAAAGACGUCGCAGGAAAGGGAACAUUUUGAUUUGAGUGCACCAAAUGUUUACUUUUUGGCCCAUUUUCAUCUUUUUUGUAUAGCUACUCAUUAAAAAAAUAUAUUUUUUGCUAAUUUUAUUUGUAGGUCACACGUAAUGACCAGUAAUAAACACCAACACAGCAUCGCAUUGUGGAUACAGGUAGUGAGUGUGCCAUGCGCUCACUGAAGCGUCUUUUACUAGGAUUGUGAAUCGUUGGCACAGGUAGUGAGUGUGCCAUGCGCUCACUAAGGCGGCAUUAGUGUGAAUCGUUGGCCACCUAACGAUUUGACCCGUUUCCUGGGGUGACGGUUUGAUUCAGAAUUGAUUCCUGAUUCAAACCGAUUCUUGCAAUGUAUUUGGUGUAGUAAUUCUAAUGAAUUCAAAACAUGUAAAAGCUAAUUCUGGUCUAAAAACGUUUUUUUGACAAUUGAUGCUUAUAAAAAAAAAAAAUCAAAUACAUUUUUGACAAUUAUGAAUUGAUUUUCAAUCUGGAUAAAUUAGAAUUGCGAUUUUUUUUCUUUCGUGCAGCCCUACUUUUUGGCUCGUUGACCACCCUUGCUCUUUUAAAAAAACAUACAAAUAUUAGCUAACUAUUGGUUUUAUGUAAAGGUAAAAGGUGAUUACUUUUUUAAUUAGCAGAUGGCGGCCGACCACUAUGAAACACCAACACAGUUUCGAUACAGGUAGUGAGUGUGCCACACGCUCACUGAGGUGUCAUUUACCCAUCACUACGCUACUUUUUUUCCAAGUUUGUGUCAAAGUGUUUGAUUGAGUCUCCAGAAGAGAUAAAUAAGUCUUUGUCCAUCACUGCCAAUAUUUUUUUUUUUUUAGACUUAAGUUUCCUCUCUUGAUGUCAUCUUUCCUCUUCAUUGCAGACCUUUUAUUUUCUCUCAGGCAAAAAGGAGGCGCAGCUUCAAGGGGAUGUGAAGUGAAUGAGAGCUGAUUUGAUGAAUGGAUGAAUGAAUUGCAACACAACUAUAAUAUGCAAACAUUGAAAGAUGCCUGAUGUGAUUUGCUAAUAGUCUUUAUCGUACGGCUAAUUAGUCAUUUAGCUAAGAAGCGACACUUUCUCACUCGACUUCGAUAUUCAAGUGAACAUGAAAAAAAAAAAGACACUGCAAAUGACCACUUUUUAUGCGCAGAGGGGCAGCGAUGCGUUGUUACGUAUUUACUAACAGACUGUCCUGUCUUUAUAGGCGUUAAUAAUAGCCACCUUUCUAUUCCUUUCUCACAGUACUGGGGAGCAGGCUGCUUUUUAUCGCUUACAAGCUGUCGGCAUUAUAACUGUAUAAUAUAAUUUAUCAUUUGUACUAUUGUAACAUAACGUUCUUUCGUUGACCUUAUUUUUUGUUCUCAGUCUAAUGGGUUUUUGUAGAAAAAAAUAAGUCCCCGUGGAAUUUAACGGCGUCUGAAAGAAAAAGGAGCGCGGCGAGGACGAGUGUAGCUGCAUUGGUUCAAAAUAAAAUUAUAUCACUUCUGCUCUGAA